UUAUUAACCCAUAUAUGCCUAGUGUCCUAUAUGUAGGACACUGAAACUUUUCAUUGUAACUCGAACUUUUUUUCAGUAAAAAAGCUAGCGCCACCUGACGUGUGUUUAUGAGGCCCUUCCCUCCUCACGUGCAAGUCUAGGUGAUCGCCGGGCCGCAAACCGCCACGUGCUCGCAGUUGCAAAAUUGUUGUUUCGCGUGCGUGUAGCCGAACGCCAUGUCACGAAAGAAAAUUCAUGAGAUUCCCUGCAGUUCAUUUUAUUCAAGAAAAGACCCGCAAACGCUCAACGACGUUUUGAAUCGUGUGGACGCUGGCGAAGAUGUGCCUUCAGUUGUGACCAUUCUUCCGCCCGACAAUUACGCUGCGGCUGUGACAGAUGAAGAGAGCGGUGACGAGGAAUGCACCAACAUGGACCAUCUACCAGGGAGCACUCUUCGGGCCGAAGUCGUGGACUCCUGUUCGGAGCCAAGUGACAGCGAGAACGAGGAGGAGCCGCCAUCUAAACUGAAGAAACGUCAUGUCAAGUGGGAUAAACGUGACUUGAACUCAAGCUUCCCAGUUGGUGACUCGUGUGAGCAGGAUUCCGCCGAACGAGCACCGCUAACUCCAGUAGAGGCAUUUGAAAAAUUUUUCGAUGAAGAAGUCGUCAACCUGCUUGUUGAAAGCACCAACACCUAUGCACAACAGAAGAAUAGGUCGCUGAACGUGAAUGCUGGUGAGAUGAAAUGUUUUCUCGGCAUUUUACUACUUAGUGGUUGUGUACCAGUUCCAAGGCGUCGAAUGUUGUGGGAAAACUCACGUGAUUCUCACAAUGAGCUCGUCGCGAACUCCAUGAGGCGUGACCGAUUUGAAGCCAUCUUCACAAACCUACACGUGGCUGACAACAGCAACUUAGUCCAAGAAGAUAAAUUCACAAAACUGCGACCACUGUUUAGGCUGUUGAAUGAGCGGUUCUUGUUGUAUGCUCCUUUACUUGAUUGCUUCAGCAUUGAUGAAAGCAUGUGCGAGUAUUUCGGAAAACAUGGAUGCAAGCAAUUUAUGAAAGGGAAGCCUAUCCGUUUUGGCUACAAACUGUGGUGCAUUUGCACCCCACUGGGCUACUUGCUAUCCGUUGAGCCCUAUCAAGGGAAGUACGGCGUCAACAUUGCCGAUAAGAACAAGCUCGGCCUAGGAGGAUCUGUUGUCACAGAAAUGGUCACCAGGAUGAAAGCAAAGCUCCAAUAUUGUUUUCAUGUGUUUUUCGACAACUUCUUUUCAAGUCUAAAGCUAGUUCGAACGCUUUCGACAAUGGGUGUGAAGUGCACAGGCACCGUGCGAGAUAACCGCAUAGAAAACUGCCCCAUCCUCACGCAGAAGCAAAUGAAAAACAAGGCUAGAGGCUUCUACGACUACAGAGUCGACGCCGAAUCGGAAAUUUUGGUAUGCCGUUGGAAGGACAAUAGCACGGUUACCGUGGUGUCAAAUGCGCAUGGGCUUGAACCACAGCUAAUGGUGAAAAGGUAUUCCAGAGAAAACAGAUCCACGAUCAUGGUGGAGCAGCCUUUUUUGAUUUCCAAAUACAAUGCCAACAUGGGAGGCGUUGACCGACUGGAUCAGAAUAUUUCAAAGUACCGCACUGCCAUUCGAGGAAAAAAGUGGUACUCAUCACUACUGACGUAUCUUCUUGAUGCAUGUGUGAACAAUGCAUUCCAAUUAUACAGAAGAGGAACUGACAAAACGGAGCUCCUCACUUUUCGCAGGACUGUAGCGAUAGCGUACAUGAAGAGCUAUGGCUCCAAGCCAUUGCGUGGGAGAAGCCGCCAAUCUGUGCUGGAAGCGCAAAGCCGAUUUGACCGCACUGACCACAUAGUAAUCCCUCAAGAGAGGCAAACAAGGUGCGCUCAUUGCCAUGGCAAGACCACCACACGGUGUGAAAAAUGUGACAUCGGAGUGCAUGUCAAAUGCUUCAAGUUGUACCAUUCAACUAAGUAGUGCAUCUGCCUAGUGUCCUACAUGUAGGACGGCGCAGAAACCGUUGUUCGAAGAAUUUUUUUUGUGAAUAAAAGCCUUAUUCCCGUU
This is a messenger RNA of Dermacentor silvarum, 2057 nucleotides long. Its product is annotated as piggyBac transposable element-derived protein 2-like. The coding region runs from base 216 to 1970 and encodes 584 amino acids. Gene Ontology annotation, molecular function: sequence-specific DNA binding. The record is from RefSeq and is a predicted model, not a curated record. Lineage: Eukaryota; Metazoa; Arthropoda; Arachnida; Ixodida; Ixodidae. The transcript is spliced from 2 exons.